UAUUUUUAAUGGGUUUGAGGUCACAGAGAACAAAAUGAUAUUAGACCUGACGGUUAGGCUUUUCUAAUUUCAAUACUCAAGUGGACACUUAAAAAUUAUUUACACAUCAGAAUAUUAGAAACUUUGUGUCAAACUCUUCCAUGACUGAUUAAGAACAAGAUUACCCGUUUUCACGAUCGUUUGCCAGUUUGCAAUUACUACCCGGUCAGCAUUAUAAAACUGCGCGAGAUAACAUGAGAACACGUCGUCGAUUCUUCCAAGUCGUUGCCUUCGCAAAAUUUAAGUUUCGCUAUCAGCGAUUUCGAAAACCUGUUAAGGUUAUGCUCUCUGCUUUAAUCCUUUGGUCAAUCUGCUUUUAUGUCUUCCUGAAUAAGCCGGACUCAUCACUCACCACGCAUAACGCUGUCCAAGCCGCGGUAAAAAAGGAAGCAAUAAUGACUCCUGGAAACGUCACACCACGUUUCAUCGUUGCUACGGGUGCUCUAAAUAUUCACGUAUGGCGAGAGGUUUGUGGCUCAAGCAUCCAGAAUCUGCGUCAAAAUUUUCUUUUUCCGGAUUAUCCUGACGAAAUUUUCAUGAAGUUCAGUGUGGUUAAGUUUCAAAUUACAGACAAUACCAUCGAUUAUGGUCAACGGAUUUUUGGCUUUCUUCAUCCUCCUCAGAGCGACGAAUACAACUUCGCCAUAGCGUCUGAUGACGAGUCGGAGUUGUGGUUCAGUCCUAGUUAUGAUCCGGAACAGAAACGAUUGAUUGCGCGAGUUUAUAAAGAAGGAGUAAAUGCUUGGACCAAGAAGGAUCAACUUGAUAAAUAUCCUGAACAAAUCUCAGAACAUCUAAUGCUUUCUAGAGACAGAAAAUACUACAUAGAAGUUGUGCAUAAGCAAGGAAUUGCUCUUGGUUUUGUACAAGUUUAUUGGAAGCGUCGUCAUGAAACCGACUUUUACCUUGUCAGUUCGGAAUACUUGUCGUCCCAUACAAACGAUGUUACGGUCACCAAGGCAAAAGAUGUUUUGCACAGUUUGCUUUCGGAGAACUACCAUCAAGAUCUUGAGCUGAAAUCUGAAUCAAUAGAUCCUGAACGCCUGCAAUUUCUUUCCCUUCCUUUGAUCCCAAAAGAUAUUUAUCUUCCCUUGUGUGAUUUACAGUCUAACUAUUUGUCAAAUGGUAAAGUGUAUCAUUAUCAAGGUCGCAAAGCGGUUCAGUUAUCCAGUGUCUACCCUGCUGAUGAAAGUAGUAUGCUGACUAAUAGUGGAAAUUCGUGGAGUCGGCCUAACAAAAUUGCUGACAGGGACACAGUUCAAGCAGCCAUGGAGGAGAUAGUUAUGUCGUUAAAACGUAAAACCUCAAAAAAAUAUGUUCUAAAGAGAAUUCACAAGGUUUUAAACAUUCCAGAUCCAGUUCACGGCGUUCUUUACUCCGUGGAUCUUGAAAUCGGUUUACAAGACGCCAAUCAAUCAUUUCGUUUAUCGGAGCAUGUGUUUGGUAAGGAUGCCAACCCCAACUUCUGUUUUCCUCGAGGUAUGAACUGGAAUAAUAAAGCAAAGGUGUACUUUAUUCUUCCCGUCAAAGAACAAGGCAGAUGGGUGUAUCAUUUUAAUAACCAAAUCACUAUAGCCAGCUCUUUAACGGGCGACACGAGCUUCCAUGUUAUUGUCGUCGAUUUUGAAAGCGAAGAUAUUGACAUGACAAAGGCAUUUAACACGACUCUUCUUCGUAACAGACACACGAUUGUUCCAUUAAAAGGAAAGUUUUACAAGACAAUGGCUCUGAACAAAGCUGUUGAGCAUGUUCCAAGUGUACACGACAUUUUGUUUUUAUUUGAUCUUCAUAUCGACGUUCCCUUAGACAUAUUAGACAGCGCUCGUAAGAACACAAUAGAAGGACGUCUUGUUUACGCUCCCAUAGUUGGCCGGCUGCAUUGUGGCAGUACUUACGUGGAUCAUAAAGGUUACUGGGAAAUGAAUGGAUUCGGUUUAAUGAGCAUUUAUAAAUCAGACUGGGUACGGUUCAAAGGAAUGAACACCGAGGACUACAAGUACAAGUGGGGCGGAGAGGACUGGGACUUACUAGACCGUGUUAUUAAUGCUGAGCUAAAAGUCGUUCGAAUAAAGCAUGCGGGCCUAUAUCAUCAUUAUCAUACGAAACAAAAGUCUUGGAACUAACGACUCCAACACAGAAAAUUCCUUUACUCCUGUCGAGGACUGGUGUAGAUAUAUAUUGUUAACGAUCGACGUUCCGUUACCCGUUAUGAACGCACGCGGUCGAUCUGCUCGAACGGCUUGCCCGGCGGGAGCCAAGGAGACUGGGUCCAACACACGAAUUCGAGACUUGUUAGAGAUCUUUCCGGCGAAAAAAUGGCGAGAAGACCUUUUUCUUUUGUUCCGCAACUAGGAGGAGCACCGGUGCUUUCUCCAGCUGGUUGAUUUGCAUGUGUUCGUCAAUUCUAUAAUAUCUUGAACAAUAUUUCAGAAUUUCAAGAGAGAUAUCUGGAAUGUUUAUGUUUUAUAGUUUUCGGGCUAACAAACACAGAACUAAAGUUAUUCUCUCAUAGCAUGACUUGGUUUUGAUCUGCUCUUUGCCAUGAGAUAAAAUAAAUUUAAAGGUACCUGCAUUGAAUAUAUUUAAAAAAAGUUUAGUGCGAUGUCACCGCGAUAAUGUGAACUAAACGCAUGAACUACUUUUCCAGUGCAUAUUAUGUCAGGGUUAGUUUCCUUGCCAAUCAGCGACAAACAAAAAAAUUCAGUCACAUGUCGAGGACACAAUCGUUUUCACAACCUUGUUCUCCAAAAAGCGAGAAGA
Stylophora pistillata is the source of this 2799-nucleotide messenger RNA. Its product is annotated as beta-1,4-N-acetylgalactosaminyltransferase 3. Gene Ontology annotation, cellular component: Golgi cisterna membrane. Gene Ontology annotation, molecular function: acetylgalactosaminyltransferase activity. NCBI's taxonomy places the organism in Eukaryota, Metazoa, Cnidaria, Anthozoa, Scleractinia, Pocilloporidae. The record is from RefSeq and is a predicted model, not a curated record.